Cladocopium goreaui is the source of this 374-nucleotide messenger RNA. NCBI's taxonomy places the organism in Eukaryota, Dinophyceae, Suessiales, Symbiodiniaceae. The record is from the annotation of a GenBank genome assembly.
GGACUGGAAUGCGCCUGCCACAGCGUGGGCAAGUUCACGACAAACGGAAUGGCGCCCAAGGCGCCGUGAAAACCAGGGCACGGGAUCGUCCAGACCGCGUCCCAACGCUACUGCGGCUGCACCGGCGGCGGGCGAAGAACAUCUGACUGCCACGGCGGAACUUGAGCUGCCGUUCCCACCCAGCACUACCCAAAAUGCUGACCCUGCAGCGGAAACAACCGAAGCACAGGGAGAGCUGCAGGAGACGGCUGGCGCUGCCGAUGGUGCCGGCAGCCAAAAGGAACCGGAACCGCUGCAUGCCGUGGAGCCGAACGGGCCGGCAGAGCCCGUCCCAGCUCCGCCGGAGCUCGAACAGCCUGACCCAGCUCCACAGG